Messenger RNA from Drosophila innubila, 2936 nucleotides. RefSeq lists its product as uncharacterized. Lineage: Eukaryota; Metazoa; Arthropoda; Insecta; Diptera; Drosophilidae. The coding region runs from base 69 to 2801 and encodes 910 amino acids. The record is from RefSeq and is a predicted model, not a curated record. The transcript is spliced from 3 exons.
GAAACCCAAUCUGAAUUUGGAAAGACUUUUAUUUAGUCUAUAUAGAUAUAUAUUUAUUGAUAAUUGAUAUGAUGGAACCCCUUAAGCAGAAUUAUAGAUAUGAUGUCAUUGUGCAGAAAGCCAAGCUUCCAGAUCUUCCCAAGGAUGAGAAGGGAGAAGCGGAUCGCACAUUUAGUCUUCGACUAUUUCAGGACUUUGUCGAUCUGCCGCCAAACCGUAUACUGGUUAAAUAUUUUCCCAACAGGCCGUUGGGUGAAUUUAUGACGAGUCCUUGUGAUCUCAUCGGGUCGCUCAGUUCCAAGGGUGUCUGCGUAACAGUCUACGACAACAACGAGAUAGUGGGGUCCGGCAAUGCGAUGUUGUCGGAUCCCGGGCUCCGACAGUUGACCAAUCAGACAUUCAAGGUCAACGAGGUGGUCACAGUACAGCUGCAAAAGGAUAAAAAGAAUGUAGGCUCCCUCGAAUUGAACAUCAAACUCAGCUCAGCGGAUCCCGAUCUGGACACUCGUUUGCAGCAGUUCGGAUGCUAUGAUAUAUGUCGGCCACUGGACAAAUCGGUGAAUCCCCGUGACGUUAUCUUUACCCUGGGACGAUCCGGCAGAUGUGCAGCCACCACUUGCAUCACCGAUGAGCGCCUGAUGUCGCAUGCUGGGGCACCCUUUAACUGCAUCCACGCGAAGAGUGAUCCAACUGCUGAGGAUUGCGGAUGCUUCAUAAGAGGAGUUAAGCCACCGCCAGAGCUGGAUCAGACAAAGGAUCGUGAGCGUAAGCUGCUCAAGAAACUGCUUCUAGAUCUGGAGAUAGAUCGAGAACACACUCCCACUCCGCCCUCGGGACAUUCUCGUUCUCGAGCCGAGAAAUGCAAGUGUGACAAGACCAGCAACAGUAGCUCGUUUUCACCUCUAGAAUUCUGGUCAGAUGUCUUGGAUGACGACGAGGAGGAAAGUCAACAUGUGAACAAUCUUGAUCUAUUGCCACAUCAGAUCCAAGAGCUGGAGGAAAAUCGCAAACGUGCGCUGGGUGUGUGUCCUCCAAUUGGGCCUCCAGCCCUGAUGAACACCAAGUACAAACCGCCUCUUCUCUGUCCCGUGUGCAAUGCUAACAUCACCUGGUUACCCAAGAUUGCCGCCUGUCCGUAUUGCGGCUACAAGCGCCUAGACAUGGAACAGCCCAGCGAGGAGCCCUUCGAUGAGACGGCCACGGCAGCAGAGGUUCUCCGCAAUCAUUACAUACAGACGAAGCUGCAAAGUCAGGACGAUAAUCAGAGAAGACACUCCGCCUGUGUGAAUGGCGCAGGAUCAGAUCAGACUAUCAAAAAACUGCCCAAAGAAUGCACCUGCAAUCCAGAGAGAGUUUGCACACGUUGUCGCAUUCGAGACAUGUGUGAACAACUCUUCAAAUCGGUCAGCAAGACGAAGGUUCCGGCAUCGCUUCAAGCUUCACCCCAGGCCUCUGUCAAAACUCUAAAGAAGAAGACAUCGACGGCAUCGCAACGACGUGAACAAUUGGUGAACAUUUUCACGGAAAUGCGCGAUAAUUACAGUGAUAGAAAGAAACCAGCGGAGGAGGCAACAGGAAUGACAGUAAAGUCAGAGAAUCAGAAAAAGUCGGGUAAGCAGGGAAAGUCGGGAAAGAAGGGAAAGACGGGCAAAUCGGCAAGCUUGAAGAAGACGCUCAAGGAGAUCGACGAAACUUAUCCAAGCAAGUUAAAGAAAAAGAAGAACCGAAAAACUCAACGACGUUCACGCUCCAAGCGCUAUACCUUCCUGGUGCGAAAGGAACCGGUAAAUCCUGUGAAGACACAUCUCUGCUGCACUCGGGGCAGUGCCAGAGUGCCCUGCAACAUGGGAUGGAUGUGGACUGAAAGUGAGUUGGCGCGUCACAGAUGCUGGAAGCCCGGUGCCAUUGCGAAGCCCAUUCGCGAACUGAUGGCCUACUUCCUGAGUGAUUAUCCCGUCGACGUUGUGAGUACUUCUCGCAGACACUGUCGCCGACGAGGACAAAGAAAGGGCGAAGAGUCCAAUGAACCGGAGCAGCUGGUUCAACAUCCGACAUUGCAUAUAAGCAAGAAACAUGACGAGUUUACGAUCACAUUGAGACCCCUCAAGGAUCCCAAGACCCUUGCUGUGGCUGCCAAUCCAUAUGCGAACAUGAAGCCCGUUGUUUUUCGCAUCGUCAAGGAUCCGAUUGAGGCGGGAAAGCGUCAGAUUAAGAUUAGUCUGAAGGAUAGCGGUCAUCCCGUCUGCACCUGCAAUCAGCCAAUUGCCAGUUGCUUUUGUCGCUCCCAUGUUGACAAGAAGAUCGUAGAGCAUGCAGUGAAGAAGUUGGGCGAAGAACGUGGCUGGGGAGAUAUUUCCGAUACCUUCAUCUACAGCGAUCUAUCUGAAAGUGACAGUGAGAAUGAACUGGAGUUUGGAGUCACGCCGCCGGCAGGUGUCGUUAAACCCGAGCGCCUCCAAAAGCCCGACAUUGUACACAGUGAGACGCAGUACGAUCCCAAUGAUUGGGCCAUGCCCACAAUGUUCCCACAUCCGCCCAGCGCCCUCGUUCAAUACGGCGGAUGCGUUGUCGGCGAACGUCGUGGCAGAUUCCCCUGGAUUCUAGGCAAGGGUUACGUGCAUCGCGAGCCAAGGCCACCCAAGACGAUCAACAAGCCAAAAAACGAGAAGAAAUCAAAGGGAAGACAAAAAGGAGGAUAUGAUGGCAGUCUUCAAAAUAAUUACACAAUAAAGCGCAAAUGGCAUAAAUCGAAUGCUGCGAAUCAAACAUCAAUUACCUACGAUAAUGGACCUAUUUGGUGAUAAAAGAAACUUAAAAAUAUUUUAAAAAAUUAAAAAAAAAAAACAAUGAAAAUUUUAAGUAAAAGUUGAAAAAAUUCAAAAAAUCGAUGUAAGAAAAGAUGAGACAUGACGUAAAUAAAUGUUUAAUUCCGCACA